AGACGAGGAGGCAUAGUCCUCGCCCCAGUGAGGGCGGAAGCGCCGAGAAGCCGUCGCAGCCCUUGGGCCAAUCCGUGAUGUCCGUUCGGCUUCUGCCCACAGCCAAGAUGGCGCCCGGCCGGGGUCUCUGCCGCGAAAAAUGGGGGCGUGACCAGCGGGCCUUUCGGCGGGAAGCGAAGAUGGCGGCGGUUGCCGUGGAAGUGACCGGGCUUGAGAAGCCUCCGCAGACCGAGAAGCAGCGAGGAGGAGACCCUGCCGCCUCUUCCUCCACGGGGGACGGCCAUUAUGAGUUGCCCUGGGUCGAAAAAUACAGGCCUGUGAAGCUCUCCGAAAUAGUUGGGAAUGAAGACACCGUGAGCAGACUGGAGGUCUUUGCAAGGGAAGGAAAUGUUCCAAACAUUAUUAUUGCAGGUCCUCCAGGAACCGGGAAAACAACCAGCAUCCUCUGUCUGGCUCGUGCGCUUCUGGGGCCUGCAUUGAAAGAAGCUGUUCUGGAGCUGAAUGCAUCCAACGACAGAGGCAUCGAUGUUGUGAGGAACAAGAUCAAGAUGUUCGCUCAGCAGAAGGUCACGCUUCCGAAAGGCCGGCAUAAAAUCAUCAUCUUGGAUGAAGCUGACAGCAUGACAGAUGGAGCCCAACAAGCCCUGAGAAGGACAAUGGAAAUUUAUUCCAAAACAACCCGCUUUGCUCUUGCUUGCAAUGCUUCCGAUAAAAUCAUAGAGCCCAUCCAGUCUCGCUGUGCAGUGCUCCGCUACACCAAGCUGACAGACGCUCAGAUUCUUGCCAGGCUGAUGAAAAUUGUUGAGAAGGAGAACGUGCAGUAUACAGACGAUGGGCUGGAAGCCAUUAUCUUCACGGCCCAGGGAGACAUGAGGCAGGCACUGAAUAACUUGCAGUCCACCCAUUCUGGAUUUGGCUUCGUCAACAGUGAGAAUGUCUUCAAGGUGUGUGACGAGCCCCACCCUUUGCUGGUGAAGGAGAUGAUCGGCCACUGUGUCAGCGCCAAUAUCGACGAAGCAUACAAGAUUCUUUCCCACUUGUGGAGGCUCGGCUAUUCAGCUGAAGACAUCAUUGGCAACAUCUUCAGAGUGUGUAAAACCUUCCAGAUGGCAGAGUAUUUGAAGCUGGAAUUCAUCAAGGAAAUCGGUUAUACUCAUAUGAAGAUAGCAGAAGGGGUAAACUCGCUCUUACAAAUGGCAGGACUGCUCGCCCGGCUGUGUCAGAAGACAGCAGCUCCUACAGCGAGCUGAGGCAAUGGAGAGGCGAUUGGCUUUGUGAGGGAGGGAUUCUGUAUGCUAACUGCGACCGGUUUGUACAACAGGUGUGUGUAUUUUGAGUUGUGCUUGGUGGAUCUGCGUACAGUUGUCAGAAAUAUUUGUGGGAUCAUGUUACUUGUUUUUUAAAACACUUUAGAUGAAAAUAAAGUUUGAUAUAAAAACUGAAGACCUCUCAUUGCACUCCAUCAAUGAGAUUUCUGCAGUCAGCUGA
Messenger RNA from Rhineura floridana, 1488 nucleotides. It is a transcript of the gene RFC2, whose product is annotated as replication factor C subunit 2. Gene Ontology annotation, molecular function: DNA clamp loader activity; DNA binding; ATP hydrolysis activity. NCBI's taxonomy places the organism in Eukaryota, Metazoa, Chordata, Lepidosauria, Squamata, Rhineuridae. Gene Ontology annotation, cellular component: nucleus; DNA replication factor C complex. The record is from RefSeq and is a predicted model, not a curated record. Gene Ontology annotation, biological process: DNA repair; DNA-templated DNA replication. The transcript is spliced from 11 exons. The coding region runs from base 78 to 1250 and encodes 390 amino acids.